Alternaria arborescens is the source of this 1002-nucleotide messenger RNA. RefSeq lists its product as hypothetical. Lineage: Eukaryota; Fungi; Ascomycota; Dothideomycetes; Pleosporales; Pleosporaceae. The coding region runs from base 1 to 1002 and encodes 333 amino acids. The record is from RefSeq and is a predicted model, not a curated record. The transcript has 2 exons.
AUGGCGAACGCGGAGGAACAGUACAAGCUCUCGCAGGAGCAAAUCGACUUCUUCCUAGAAAAUGGUUGGCUGAAGUUGAGCAACUGCUUCACGAGAGAGCAAGCAGAGGGUCUACAAGAAACACUCUGGACCAGGUUGGGAAUGGAUCCCAAUGACAUGUCGACAUGGCAUACUGAGCGAACGAAUAUGCCCUUCUUUAAUGAAUUCUCCGUAGAAGAGUUCGCGCCGAAAGCCUGGGCAGGAAUCUGCAAUCUCGUUGGCGGCAGCGAUCGCGUCGAUUCCAAUGCAUCAACGUGGAAAGACGGUUUUAUCGUGAAUCUUGGAACAAACGAGGGUCACAACAAGGUUGUUCGGCCGCAAGAUCUUCCUGGUUGGCACGUGGACGGUGACUUCUUUGUGCAUUACCUCGAUUCGCCUGAGCAAGCGCUGUUGGUCAUUCCGUUGUGGACAGAUAUUGUCGCUGGCGGCGGUGGAACAUAUAUCUGUCCAGGAGCCAUUCCAACGGUGGCGAAGCACCUGUACGAGAAUCCUGAGGGAGUCAGCCCAAGGAUGACGCCACGAGCACAGAAUCCAGAGUUUGUGCAAGAACAAGGGCUGAAGUGGUUCAACGAUCUUGCUGCUAGUAUGCCCGAUGAAGCUUUCGUCGAAGCUACUGGUGUAGUCGGUGACGUCUACCUUCUACAUCCGCUGAUGCUGCACUCCGCCUCCAACAACCAGCUUCGAAAGGUCCGCGUCAUUACCAACCCGCCAGUAUCGGUCAAAGAACCCUUUGUAUUUGAUCGUGCGGAUGGAAAUUACAGCGCGGUGGAACGCAAGACAUUGAAGGCGCUAGGCAAGGACAGAAUUGAAGGUUUCAAGAUUACUGGAAAGAGGCAACAGGUCAUUCCUGAGCGUGUAAGGAUUCAGGAAGAGAUGAAGAGGAAGGAAGAAGAGCGGUUGCGUAAGCUGGAGGAAAGAGCUGGAAUUGACGAAGCGAGUCAGAGGGUUGCUACUGCGGCGUGA